Molecule: messenger RNA, 864 nt
Organism: Durusdinium trenchii
Lineage: Eukaryota; Dinophyceae; Suessiales; Symbiodiniaceae
Source: the annotation of a GenBank genome assembly
AUGCGGUGCUUCACGACCAAUUGGGACAAGCGUGGGUUCCUGCCCGACGAAGCCCGGCAUGAGGAACACUUGGUGGCGAUUGAGCGGAGGAUGUGGUUUGUUGAGGUCGGUUCUGAUCUUCGUAAGAACAGUGCUUCUUUGACCAGUUCCUCUUCGGCGGUGCUGCCACUGCCAGCUUCCGAUGAGAUGUUGCAGGUCCUCGCGGAGGAGUUGAAUGACUUGAAGCAACGACGGGCCGCGAUGCGCGCGGCCAACCGUGCAUUGGCAAAGCAGGAGAAGAAUAUGAAAAAACGACGUGCCCGCCUGAUGCAGGCUGCCCGGCAACUCAGCCGUGACGACCUGUUACUCCUGGUGCACCAAGCGGGAGCAGGAGGUGGUGGAGCUGCAGUGGUCGCAGCUGGUGGUGGAGAUGGCGCGGAAAGUCUUCUGUGUGAAAAGAUCCCCGGAAUUGUGGCUGUCUAUGCGCGUGUCACUCUCGGAGGUGGUGGAGCUGCGGUGGUAGCAGCUGGUGGUGGAGAUGGCGCGGAAAGUCUUUUGCGUGAAAAGAUCCCCGGAAUUGUGGCUGUUUAUGCGCGUGUCACUUUCACAGGUCAUGGUGCUCCCCCUCCAAAUCUGCCAGCUGGCGCUGCAGCUGGCGUUGCAGGGGAAGGUCUAGACUGUUUGUUUGCUUUCUGCGUGUGUGGAGCUCUUGGCAGACCAGGUGCGAAUGAUGUGGAGGAGGCUGAUGCCAUUUCAUCUGAGAGUGAUCGCGGCGAAGGCGCGCGGGUGGAUGUGGUUUUGAGUGUGUUGCUCAUGGCCGAAGUUUGCUCUAAAUCAGUUCUCAUUGGAGGCGGUGCUGCUGAUGGUGAUGGUGAGGAAGACUAG